Messenger RNA from Papaver somniferum (opium poppy), 1176 nucleotides. RefSeq lists its product as uncharacterized. Gene Ontology annotation, molecular function: zinc ion binding. NCBI's taxonomy places the organism in Eukaryota, Viridiplantae, Streptophyta, Magnoliopsida, Ranunculales, Papaveraceae. Bases 1 to 1176 code for a protein of 391 amino acids. The record is from RefSeq and is a predicted model, not a curated record. The transcript has 3 exons.
AUGAGAAAAUCUUUUAUGAAUAAUAUCUUGUUAGAUGAUUUACGAACAUCAAAGAAGAAGAAGAAGACUGCUUCUGAUGUUAUAGAUUUACCCCGAAUGGAAUAUGGAGUCGACCUCACGUAUAGUCAGGCAUACCAUGGUUUACAAUUCCCCAAGCAAUUUAUUUGGGGUGAUGACAUCAAGUCCUGUUCAGAAUUUGUUUGGUAUAAAGAUGCCAUUGAACAGUACAAUCCUGGAAGUGUUGUCAAUUUUGAGUAUGAUAAUAUGACGCGUCAGUUCAAAAGGUUUUUCGUUGCUUUUAAAGCUUUCAUAACUGGUUUCAACAAUUACUGCCGUCUGAUGCUAUUUAUCGAUUGUACCUUUCUCACCAGAAAGUUCAAAGGUGGUCUUAUGGUUGCUUGUGGCAAAACUGGUAACCAAGUGGUUUGGGGUAUUAUUCGUGAAGAUCGUCCACUGACCAUCAUAUCAGAUCGUGGAAUCGGCCUUUUGAAGCAUGUGCCUGAAGUCUUACCAAAUGCUUUCAAUUCGUACUGUUUGUACCAUAUGAAAGAAAAUAUUCUUGUUCCAAAGGGCAAGAGUAGAAAAACUGCAGUCAAGUUAUUCGAAGAGUGCUACACUGCAUUAACAAAGGAAAAUUUUUACGCUGCUGCGAAGAGUAUGAGUAAUAUAAAGUUGGAUUCAGUGAUUGCUUGGAUGAUAAAGAUUCCAUUCGAGAAUUUGGCUUCUCAUGCAUUUCUAGGAGAAAGGUGGGGUGAGAACACAUCUAGUAUUCAUGAGAGUUUUAAUAACGUUAUUAAGCAUGAUAAGUCGCUUCCAGCACUUGAGCUUGUCGAUGUUAUUCGUGCUAAGGUAAUGUUGCAGAAUUACAAAAGGUUAUUGGAGUAUAACAAGUGGACUACAAGGCUUACUCCUCAUAUGCAAGCAAGGUUUAACAAGAGGAUAACUGACUGUCGUUCAUACAAGUUUCGGAGAUCAAGUGAGAAAGUAUUUGAGAUCAUUUCUCCAACAGGAAAGCAUACCUUCGACUUGGAUUCUAGAACUUGCAGCUGCAAAUGGUGGCAAAAACAUAGCUUUUCUUGCACUCAUGCAAUGAAAGCAAUGUUGCAGAUUGGAAAUGAUGAACCAUACAACUACAUUAGCCCUUACUAUACUUCUGACUACUUUAGAAGGUUGUAA